AUGAAAUCGGUGGAAAAAUCUGAUGAAGAAAAGCACUUUUCUUGGUGCUGUUUUCAUUUAUAUCCGCCAUUGUUGUUUUUCCUUGUAUCCCUAGUUCUAUCUCUAGCUUUCCUGUGUUUCUUAGGGUCUUAUGGAUCCUCUUCUCUUCUAGUAACCAUCGCAAUCUUGUUCAUCUCCACUUUCGUUUUCUUUAUAAGAUUCUACAAGAAAAAGACAAGACUCUAUUUGGCUGAAAGAUCCCAAGAAGAAGGCUAUGAUGAUGAUGAUGAUGAUGAUUACGAUGAUGAAGAGGAUGAGGAUGGUCUCAUUGAGAUUACUCUUGUGAGUGAAGAAGCAGAGACUAUAGAAGCAAUGAGAAACGUUAACCGAAUUCGACAGAGAAAUAGGAUUGAUGAAGAUGAAGCACAAGAUAUAGAUGACGUGAUUAUGGAAGAAGAUAAUCUUAUUGAGAUUGAUAUUUCCAUUGGAUCUAUUAAAAGACGAAGUGAAUGA
Thlaspi arvense is the source of this 492-nucleotide messenger RNA. The record is from the annotation of a GenBank genome assembly. Lineage: Eukaryota; Viridiplantae; Streptophyta; Magnoliopsida; Brassicales; Brassicaceae.